Molecule: messenger RNA, 878 nt
Organism: Thamnophis sirtalis
Lineage: Eukaryota; Metazoa; Chordata; Lepidosauria; Squamata; Natricidae
Source: RefSeq, a predicted model, not a curated record
CUCCUUCCUCCGGGAUAACGGUCUUUUCCUCAGAAGAAACAACAACGGGACACCCGAAGCGGCGGCUGGAUAAAGUGGAGUGCGACCAGGGGGGAGAUGCGGCUCCCGGGCAGUUGAACAGCUUUCGGAACGCAUUGACCAUAAAAGGAAGGUGUAACUCGGGCCUUUGCCUAGAUUGGGAACAAUUAACCUGUCUUAGAAGCAAUUGAAUAAUUUCAAAACAUUCUGCAGAUGCAGAUUAUAUAACCAACACAAUGAUUGCAACAAAACUAAAACAAAAAACAAUUGACAAGUCACCUCUGGGAACAAGGAAGAAAGGAGGAAAGCAAAACAGAUAUGAAGCUAACCCAAUGGUUUUAAUGCCUGCAACUCCCAAAGAAACCAUUACACAAUAUUCUCUGGGUCUUACCACAGGAAACAAAGAUAGAAUGUUUGAUGAAAUGGAUAUGCUUAGGAAUAUUACAACAAAUCUAAAUGAGAUUGUACAUACAAUGGAAGGUGUCUAUAGAAAGGAAAGUCAAGAUAAAGAAAGAAAAGAGGAGGAGGAGGAGGAAGAGGAAGAAGAAGAAAUGCCUGAAGAUUAUGAAGAUAUGACUUCUUUCCUGAUAUGUUGUUCACAACUUAGGACACAAUUGGAAAAUGCAGUUCGUGAAGAAAAGCAAAUAUUAGAGUCAUUGCUUAAGUGGUUUGAAAGGGAAGUCCAUGAGAUGGAAGAGUUAGGUGAGGAAGAAAUUAUCCCAGACUGGCAAGUUCCUCUAGCAGAUAAAAGCAUAACAAAUAAUAUCAAUCAGUUACUGAAUCGCAUUCAAAGACUUGAAGAACUAAAAGGCCGUGUUCAAGAACUACCCAAACUUAUCCAGUUUUCUAUACCUAAACAG